This is a messenger RNA of Penicillium lagena, 2118 nucleotides long. RefSeq lists its product as uncharacterized. The coding region runs from base 1 to 2118 and encodes 705 amino acids. The transcript is spliced from 3 exons. Gene Ontology annotation, molecular function: quinone binding; copper ion binding; primary methylamine oxidase activity. The record is from RefSeq and is a predicted model, not a curated record. NCBI's taxonomy places the organism in Eukaryota, Fungi, Ascomycota, Eurotiomycetes, Eurotiales, Aspergillaceae. Gene Ontology annotation, biological process: amine metabolic process.
AUGGCUGCUGCGUUCCCUCAUCCCUUGGACCCCCUUGGGCCCGAGGAAAUCUCAAGAGCUUCGAGAGCCGUCCGCCCGCACUUUGGAGGGCAAGACCUUAACUUUCGCGUCAUCACCCUUCUGGAGCCGUUCAAGAAGCAGAUGAUCCCUUACCUCGAGAAGGAGCAUCACAAACAACCUGUGGGACAGGCUCCGACUCGGUAUGCCCGGGUUGAGGUAGUCGUGAAAGGAAGAGGCAAUGACAACCAGCUGUUCGAGCUGAUUGUCGAUCUUGACAAUGACAAGGUUGCCCGGAAGCAGCAUGUCAAGGGAAAGCAUUCCUACAUUGACGCAGACUACAUGAAAGCUGUGGAAGCUGCGUGUCUGGCCGACCAGGAAGUACAGGCUGAGAUUCGCACCCUUGACCUUCCUGUUGGAGCCACUGUUGUUAUUGAGCCGUGGGCUUACGCCACGGAUGGCAUGAACGACAUGAUUGAUCGAGUCACAAUGUGCUGGUUCUACCUCCGGCUACUAGAAAGUCCCGAUGCUAACUACUACGCAUAUCCACUGGACGUCUGUGCCGAGGUAUCGGAGGAGCUCAAAGUCACCAAGGUCUAUCGUCUACCAACCAAGCCACAAGAGCGGAUUCAUCACGAAAAGAAGCCCUUUGACCGCCGAAGAAUUCAUUCGGCAGCUGCAAGCGAAUACCAUCCUCACCUCAGGCCAAAUCCGAGGACGACCACCAAGUCAUACCAGGUUGUCCAGCCCGAGGGUCCAUCAUUCCAUAUUCAAGGGAACGAUAUCAAGUGGGAGAAAUGGAGUUUCCGAGUGGGCUUCAAUUACCGAGAAGGUCUUACCCUGCACGAUAUCCGCUAUGAUGGCCGUAGCCUCUUCUACCGCCUCUCUCUGGCCGAGAUGUUUGUGCCUUAUGGAGACCCACGUGCUCCCUAUCCUCGCAAGGCUGCAUUCGAUCUUGGUAAUGAUGGUGCAGGUCUCAAUGCCAAUAACUUGCAGCUUGGCUGCGAUUGCCUCGGUAAAAUGCGUGCUCAAAUCGUAUUCCCGAUUGUAAAAACUAACCGGUGCUCUCUGCCUCUUCUAGGAACAAUCAAGUACUUUGAUGCUUACCACAACACGCCAUCCGGCGAUCCCUUGAAGAUGCCCAACGUUGUCUGCUGUCACGAACAGGACGAUGGUAUCCUUUGGAAACACACCAACUUCCGUACUCAAACUCCUGUCGUUACUCGCUCUCGCAUCCUCGUUCUACAGACAAUCAUCACCGUAAGUAAUUAUGAGUAUAUCUUUGCCUGGCACUUCUGCCAGGAUGCCUCUAUUUUUUACGAGGUUCGUGCCACAGGUAUUCUAUCCACGGUACCUUCGGAUAUCGAUUUCAAAGAGAAAAUUCCCUACGGAACUGUCGUGGCCCCUGGCGUCCUGGCGCCUUAUCACCAGCAUCUUUUCAGUCUCCGAAUUGACCCGGCAAUCGAUGGUCACUCCAACUCAUUGGCUGUUGAGGAGUCCAAGGCCCUCCCAGUUGACAACCCAGCCGUCCAUAAUCCGUUCGGUGUAGGCUACGCCACGGAGAGCCAGAUCAUAGAGGAAGAGGGCGGCUUCGACCUCGACUUCACCAAAAAUCGCACCUUCAAGUUCAUCAACGAGAACAAGAUAAAUCCUAUCACGGGUACGCCUGUUGGAUUCAAACUCAUGCCCUUCUACAGCCAGAUGCUCCUGUCCCAUCCCGACUCGUACCACGCCAAGCGCUCUGAGUUCUGCGAACAUGCGAUCUGGGUGACUCACUAUGAGGACAACGACUACUUCCCAGCAGGCAAGUACACCAUGCAAUCAACUGGAGGUGACGGGCUGGCCUCUGCUAUUGCAAAUCGCCGAGGCACGGGCACAGCCCAAUCCGUCAGAGACCGGGAUAUUGUCAUUUGGCACACAUUUGGUUCCACACACAACCCUCGCAUUGAGGACUGGCCUAUAAUGCCGAACGAGAAGCUCAUGGUUGGACUAAAGCCCGUCAACUUUUUCUCUGGGAAUCCUGGCUUGGAUGUUGCGGUCUCCACGCAGAAUAAGAACAAGAGUGUUUUGUACACUGGUGAGGACAAAAAGCCCGCGGCAUGCUGCCACUCUAGGUUGUAA